AAUCAAAAGGCCCACAGUCUCAGAGGUCACCAAACUCAUCCAUCCAUGGCUGCCUCAUCCACCUCUCUCAGCAACUUCCUCUCCUUCAUCUUCCCCUCAAAACCACCGCCACCGCCACCACCCAAAACCCCACCACCCCAGCUCACUCUGCCACAGACGCAGAAACCCAGAGAAGGGCUGGUCUCGCUGGUGGCCCAAGAGAACCCACACUCUUCUUCUUCUUUGGCCUCUGUGAUAUGUCCCUCUCUGGCCUAUGCCAACACGCUGUACUUCAAUUCUGCUUACAAUGUUCAGGUGGUGGUGGAGGAUAACGAGUCCGAGGAGAGGCUGCUGAACCGGUUCCGGAGAGAGGUCAUGAGGGCCGGUGUUAUUCAGGAGUGUAAGCGCAGGAGGUUCUUUGAGAACAAGCAGGACGAGAAGAAGCGCAGGACUCGUGAGGCCGCUAAGCGCAACAAAAGAAGGCGUGGCCCAUUUAGAGGUCCUCCACCGAUCAAGCAGGAAGAAUCAGCAAGCAAGAAGCAAGAUGAUGAAGAAGAUAACUGGGAUCUACCUGAAGGAUCCAUCCCCUAUUAACUGCGUUCAACUCGUCUUUAAUUUAUAUAACUCACCUUUGUGUGCUAGAGGCUUUUGGUCCAUGUAAGUGACAUUAAGUGAAUCCUGUUCUUUAAUCGACUUGGUGCAUUAUCCUUUUUGUAUUUUUAUCUAUAUAUAGAGUAAAUGUUUUUCA
This is a messenger RNA of Alnus glutinosa, 727 nucleotides long. RefSeq names its product small ribosomal subunit protein bS21c. The coding region runs from base 46 to 573 and encodes 175 amino acids. NCBI's taxonomy places the organism in Eukaryota, Viridiplantae, Streptophyta, Magnoliopsida, Fagales, Betulaceae. Gene Ontology annotation, molecular function: structural constituent of ribosome. The record is from RefSeq and is a predicted model, not a curated record. Gene Ontology annotation, biological process: translation. The transcript has 2 exons. Gene Ontology annotation, cellular component: ribosome.